CUUGCUUCGAGCGAUCAUGUCUUUCGGACGGCCACCCAGCAUCUCGGGCAGCUUUCAAGCAACACCACCUGAUAGAGGGUCGUUCCCACUCGACCACUAUGGUGAAUGUAAGGACCACAUGAAAGUGUACCUUGACUGUCUGCGCAAGAAUGCCAGUAAUUCUACACCAUGUCGUCAUCUGAAUCGCGACUACCUGGAUUGUCGGAUGAACCGUGGGCUGAUGGAUAGGGACGAGUGGAAGAACCUUGGAAUGAGUAACGUAGAUUCUAAGGCUUCGGCGACCAAGGACGACCCGCACGAUGCUUCUGUCAAGGCAUCGCCGUCGUCUUAG
This is a messenger RNA of Rhodofomes roseus, 331 nucleotides long. RefSeq lists its product as uncharacterized. Bases 17 to 331 code for a protein of 104 amino acids. The record is from RefSeq and is a predicted model, not a curated record. The transcript has 4 exons. Gene Ontology annotation, cellular component: mitochondrial intermembrane space. Lineage: Eukaryota; Fungi; Basidiomycota; Agaricomycetes; Polyporales; Fomitopsidaceae. Gene Ontology annotation, biological process: mitochondrial respiratory chain complex IV assembly.